This is a messenger RNA of Uloborus diversus, 597 nucleotides long. RefSeq names its product GTP-binding protein Di-Ras2-like. The record is from RefSeq and is a predicted model, not a curated record. The transcript has 3 exons. The coding region runs from base 1 to 597 and encodes 198 amino acids. Gene Ontology annotation, molecular function: GDP binding; GTPase activity; GTP binding. Gene Ontology annotation, biological process: signal transduction. Gene Ontology annotation, cellular component: plasma membrane. NCBI's taxonomy places the organism in Eukaryota, Metazoa, Arthropoda, Arachnida, Araneae, Uloboridae.
AUGCCGGAGCAGAGCAACGAUUACCGAGUAGUGGUGUUCGGUGCAGGUGGCGUUGGGAAAAGCUCACUGGUGCUGAGAUUUGUAAAGGGGUCAUUUUGUGAAAUGUACAUCCCUACUGUUGAAGACACGUACAGGCAGGUCAUAACGUGCAACAGAAACAUUUAUACCCUUCAGAUCACCGAUACGACCGGGAGUCAUCAAUUUCCUGCCAUGCAGCGACUCAACACCAGUAAAGGUCAUGCCUUCAUCCUUGUCUACUCCAUUACGAGUAAGCAGAGCCUAGAAGAACUCUCAUCGAUCUAUACUCUCAUCAGGGAAGUCAAGGGAAACUUGGAAGGCAUUCCAAUGAUGUUGGUGGGCAACAAAAACGACGAAGAAGAAAGCCGGGAAGUGACAUAUCAAGAGGGCAUGGGGCAGUCCCACAAGUGGAACUGCAACUUCAUGGAGACGUCAGCCAAGAACAACACAAAUGUCAAGGAGAUGUUUCAAGAACUGUUGAACAUGGAAAAAUCGCGAAACGUCAGCCUUCAGAGUGAACGACGAACACUGGCCCAGUUCAGGAAAGAUAAGAUGAAAGGGAAAUGCCUGAUAAUGUGA